AUGAACAAUUGGAUUGAAGAGGAUAGCGAAGUUGACGAUUUUACCGACGAACAAAGUGGUUCAGAAACAGAAAAUGAUGAAAGUCAAACAUCAGACGCUGAUGAUGAAAUUGGUUUAGAAGAUCUUAAAUUAACCGAAGGAACAUUACGAAAAAAUAAACCAGAAAUACCUAUAGAAUUUCUAUCAAAUAAAACUCGUGAAGUUGGUUCUUCGCUUUUUGGUUUUGAAGAUAAUUUAACUUUAGUUUCCUUUGUACCAAAAAAUAAUAAAGCUGUCUUAUUACUUUCUUCGAAACAUCAUGAUAAUCAGGUGGACAAUAAGACUGGAAAACCAAUUAUUGUUUUGGAUUAUAAUAAAACCAAGGGAGCUAUUGAUACUGUUGAUCAAAUGUGCCACAAAUAUACAGUAAAAAGAGGUACAAAGCGGUGGCUGCUUUGUAUUUUCUACGGUAUGAUAGAUAUCGCGGCUCUAAAUGCUUUUAUUUUAUGGAAAGCGAAAAAUCCAGAAUGGAAUCGAAAUAAGAGAUAUCAACGGCGAUUAUUUUUAGAAGAACUUGGACUUAGUCUAAUAACACCUCUGUUGGAUUUUCGUUCAAAAAACUCAAAAUUUCUACAUAAAGAUAUUCAAAAUGCUUUAGCUAUUGUUGGUCAUUCUAUAACGAGAAGAAAUUCAGAAGAAUCAAAUGAAGAUUCUGCACAAGGAAAACGAAAACGGUGUUCAAUGUGUGAAACAUCUAAAGACAGAAAAACUUCAACUAUAUGUUAUAAAUGUUCUGCAUUUGUUUGUAACGAACAUAGAAAAGAUGCUGGUUAUCGAUCAAUUGUAUAUGUAUUUAUUGAUUCAAAUGUAUAUAAAGGUUCAAAUAAUGCCGAACACAAUCAUCCACCAAAUCAUCAUAAUGUUAAACGUUUAUUAAUAUUACAAAAAGUGAAAGAGAGAGUUUUAUUAGAACCAACACCUUUUACUCGUAUAAUCGAAGAUGAAUAUAUACAAAAUAAUUUGAACAAUGAUGACCGAUGUCAUUUUUUAUUACCACAAACUCAAGGUAAGCAAGACUAUUACAAUUGA
Messenger RNA from Rotaria sordida, 1068 nucleotides. NCBI's taxonomy places the organism in Eukaryota, Metazoa, Rotifera, Eurotatoria, Philodinida, Philodinidae. The record is from the annotation of a GenBank genome assembly.